This is a messenger RNA of Geodia barretti, 399 nucleotides long. The record is from the annotation of a GenBank genome assembly. Lineage: Eukaryota; Metazoa; Porifera; Demospongiae; Tetractinellida; Geodiidae.
AGCCGGGGAGGAUUCAGCACAAAGGUUCAUGUGAGCGUGGACGGACUUGGCAAUCCACUGAGAUUCACGCUGACCGCAGGACAGAGACACGACAUCACUCAGGCUGAGGAGCUGAUCUCAGGGUACAAGGGUGAGUAUGUGAUCGCAGACAAAGGGUAUGACUCACACGGGUUCAUCCAACACAUUUCCGAAAGCGACAUGGUCGCCGUCAUUCCCCCUCGCUCCAACCGCAAGCAGCCACGCCCGUACGAUGACUACUUAUACAGGGAACGCCACCUCGUGGAGUGCUUCAUAGGCAAGAUCAAGCACUACCGAAGGAUAUUCUCACGAUUCGACAAACUCGACAGCAGAUACCUCGGAUUCCUACAAUUCGCUGCUGUUCUCAUAUGGCUGCACUGA